AUGGCCUGUGGCCGUGUCAGUGUCAUCGGGCGAUGUCAGCCGUACGUCUUCGGAGGACGGGGUCUGGCGUCCCUCCGUGCUUUGCCGCCCCUGCCAGGUCUGCCCCUUGGCCGGGACGGAAAGGACAUUGCUCUCUCCGUCACGGUUUUUGCCGAGGGAAGAGCCGUGCCCUGCUCGGGACGGGGCUCCUUCUCCCUAGGGGCUGAGAGCCAGCGCUCGCUGACCGUCAUUCCUCAGCCCAUCAAGGCUCCUGAGUCUGUAUCCACUAUAAUUACAGCAGAAUCGAUCUUUUAUAAGGGUGUGUACUAUCAAAUUGGAGAUGUUGUUUCAGUGGUUGAUGAGCAGGAUGGAAAAACAUACUACGCUCAGAUCCGUGGGUUUAUUCAGGACCAAUACUGUGAAAAGAGUGCUGCGCUAACCUGGCUCAUUCCUACGCAGGCCAGCCCCAAAGAUUGUUUUGACCCAGCAUCCUAUAUCAUAGGACCAGAAGAAGAUCUCCCAAGAAAAAUGGAAUAUCUGGAAUUUGUUUGUCAUGCACCUUCAGAAUAUUUCAAAUCUCGAUCGUCUCCAUUCCCUACUGUUCCCACAAGACCUGAGAAAGGCUAUAUAUGGACUCACGUGGGACCUACUCCCGCUAUCUCUAUUAAAGAGACUGUUACCAAUAAUUUAUGAUCUUUUUAAAGGAAUACUUUGGACAAGUUAUUUUGGGUGUAUUCUCAGGUCUGUGAACCCCAUACAAGAAAUUUAAAAAAAACUAUAAAAUGUUCAUUUUACUAUAUGGAUUAUGGUAUUUAUUUAUUUUGAAUUAUACCAGAUCUUUAAAGUGGAAGUUUUCUUUACAUUUGAUGCAUCAUUUCCGUGCUCUGUUCUUCAGACAGUAUUGCUCAUUUUGGGACAAAACCACUAGUUUCAUGACUUC
This is a messenger RNA of Opisthocomus hoazin, 919 nucleotides long. NCBI's taxonomy places the organism in Eukaryota, Metazoa, Chordata, Aves, Opisthocomiformes, Opisthocomidae. The record is from RefSeq and is a predicted model, not a curated record.